CAAAGUGGCAGAGGCCUGCAGCCGACUGAGGUAUGGUCACUGAUAAACUUUGGACCAAAAGUUUGACAAGACGCAACAGAGGUGUCCUGUGCUUGACCUCAGCUGUGUACUAAGAGCUUCCUGUUUAGAGAAAAGUUUUUUACUGGUUGAGUUGAACUGGACAAGAGACAUGUUUAGUGACUUCCUUAUUUGAAGUGGAAACACACAGACUUUACCCAGUGCCAUGACUCCGAGGAAUCCAUGCCAAAAUUGUGCACCUCUCUCUUCAUCAAAGUUUAUGAAGACUUAAUGAAUAUGUCAGAAAAUCACAUGUGAUCCUGUCGGCCUCUGAAGCACAUAAAACUGAAAAUGAGUCAAGGGGGGCAAGAGGUCCACGGGACGGGACUGAGAGACGUCUUUGACAUACUAGUCAAAGCACCUCCGCAGCGACUCCUAAGCCUGACAUUCCAGCUGGGCGAGUCUCCUGAAGAUAAUAUCGUACACGCCUUAUGUCUGAUUAUUCUCCAGAAAGAGGAGCGGGCCCUGAACAAACUCCAGAUGCUGAAGGGCAACUACUUAGCUAAACACAUAGCUGAGAAGUGGCAGAACAGUGGAGGCAAAUUAGACAAUUUUGCCGUUCGGUGUGGUCAAGAGCAUCCAGGAGAGCCUUUAUCAGCGUUGCCUCGUAUUUUUAAAGUGUUGUCAGAACAAAGGCUGUGUGAUUCACAUCUGAGGAAUCUGGCGUAUAAGAGAGCCCUCUCCAGUAUCGGCCAGCGAACAAGCAAUUGUGAGGAUCUGGAGUAUGAUCAACUCAGAGAGGAAGCUAAAGUCGUCUGUGGGCCUGAGUUUGCAGAGAUGAUGUGCUUCCCAAAGGAUCUCAAGUCAGGGUCUUACCGUGAUCCUCUUAGCAGCCUGGGUGGAGGAAGCACGACUUUAAAAGUUACCCUGUCUCAGGAUCAGUCAGCGAGCACUCAUAGUCUGCCGAGCCCAUUGCAGGUGACCUCUUCAAUGCCCUCAUACCCCACUCAUUUAGAGAUAAGCAUUCCUCCAACAGCCCCAUUUCAAGGCGACAAAAUUACUCCUGAAGCAUCAGGUGAAUCCAAACAACAUGUCCGUGUUAGUGAAUGUGAAGCACCUCAGCAAUCUCACACAUCUGAGCCUAAGUCCAGUCAACCUCCAGCGUUUGGCGCAAAUAAACACUCAAAGAAUGAAUCAUUAACCACAGAGAGCAGCCUUGUCACUCGGAGUGAGACUCUUAACCAAAUCACCAAACCAACCACUGGACCAAACUUUGCACUACCAGCUGCAGCAAACAUUUUUCUACCCAUGAUGCCUGCUAUGGAUGAAAUGCAUGAAAGUAGAGAUGCAGAAGAGGAAGAAGAGGCAACGUUUUAUGCAUUUGUCAUCUUUCAUGCACCUGAGGAUGCAGAUAUGGCCGAGAGCAUGAGGGAGAAACUGGAAACAAUCCUGGAGAGUGAUAGUGAAGGUGCAACUUUCUCUGGGGACUUUGCCCUCCCUGGAAAAAGCACCCUGAGGUGUGUCGAGGAUGCCAUCAGCAACUCGGCCUUCACUAUCCUGCUGCUCACCCGCAACUUCAACACUCGCUUGCUGGAGAUGAAGACGGACUCUGCCCUUAUCAACUCCAUAAACAAAAAAUACAAGCACAACACUGUCAUCCCUCUGCUGCCACGGGAGAACAGCAUGCCCAGACACAGCCUCCCCAUGGUUUUGCAGACAAUAAUUCCACUCGUGGAGGACAAGAGCUUCACGAGGAAAAUACAAAAGGUCUUGUCUCCAGCGAAGAUUAGAAACCAGAAGAAAAUCUGGACUGCAGAGCAGAGGGUGAAAAUGCAGAUAGAGAGGCAGGAGAGACUAAAGCAUUUAAACCAGCACCAGAGGCAGCUGAUCAGAGAGUGUACAGCAGCAGAGUUGCUGGAGACAGAGAAACUCAACCUUUAUAUGGAACAAAGACUUCUUCUCACGCAACCACAACAGGACGGGGGUCAGUGGCAACAACAACAACCAAAUAUUCACAUUAAUAAUGCUAAGUACAUUAUGAUUGGUAAUGAUUCUCGAAUGAAUGUGGAUUUGAGUGGUAGUCCAGACAAUGAAGAUUCAAUUUAUAGAGAGGAAGAGCAAUAACCUUAAAGAUGAAAACAAAGACAUCCUCUAGAGUCGGUGUGUUUGUAGAAAAUGAGAGUAAUAAUCACACUUCUUGUCUGAACACUAAAAUGUCAGGGCUGUUAGAGCCACGGCGAGGUAUUCACUGCAGACUGUUUCAUUGUAUUUAAACCUGUUGGUGAGAGAAAAUUCAAUAAAACCGUCGAAAGUGCAAUUAAGUGCCAUCUUAUGGAUUUCAGAGGACGCUGUAAAGAGAGUCUAUUGAGCGGAACAAGGGCUUCAGAUGAUUAUUUAGCAGAGGACUGCCAUCUACUGACCCAGUGUGUGAUGCAUGCCUCCAGAUCUCACUGACUGUAUGAACCCACUGUGGACACUAGGGAGCGAUGUUGUUACACACUCAGUGCUCCUCAGGAUCUUUGAAGUGCAGUGUCAUCCAGUAGCAUCACUGUUGUGGUUUAUGGGAGCUAAACAAGAUUAAAUAAACUUUUAAUGUCACUGUUUACCAUAUUAUUUCAAGUGUAUUUCAAGUGCUGUGUGUGCAGAUUCAAAUCAUGAAAUCAAUCGUGAAGGUACAGCUUUGUAUAAGAGUAACUGUGAGCCUUUAACAUUUUUGGUGAGGAGAUCAAGUUUGAAGCAUGCAAUACAAUCUCCAUAAUACAUUAUAUCCUUGUCUGCUGUCUGAGGGUGACAGCAGCAAAAGUUGGAGAGUUGCCAGUAACUAAUAGAGAAAUAUGUCACUGAUAGGCUGAAGUUAAUGCUUACUCUCCUAGAACCUUCCCACAUAUAUCUGACUUUUUGUCUCUGAGACAAACUGCACCCUAAGAUUCUCAGACAGGUUGCUUUUAAUAGUUCAGACUCAAAAUGAGGACAAGCAGUGAGAGAAACUACUUGAGGAGGUCAGGUAUAAACACACUUCCAUGUCUGUUGCUGGAGCCAAAACCCAAAUGUGUGUGUACGCUUGUUUUCUACCCGAUCUGCACCUCUGUAACAUCUUAUUUUGCCUUUAAUCAGGAAUAGACAAAGUAAUCAAACCCUUUAUUGAACAGAUGUAGCAACACACAAGUUAAAGUGAACAAGUACUUAAAUAAAAUGUAAAGUGCUUGGUGUUAAAAAGUAGGCUUGUCUAACGUUGACCUUCAGUAACUUGGAUAAAGUCGUCAGCUAAACUCGUGGAGUACCGAGCACAUUUCUCCCUCUUAUGUUGAGUGGUGUAAAUCUCUACAGCAGGGAUGCUUAACUUGCUUUGCCUGGGGGCUACUUUUGCAAAAUGACAGGAGGCCAGGGGCCACUUAGUAAACAUUAAUGUCAUUAACAUAAUAUAUAUCAAAUGAAAUACAUAGACAUGCCCAUAACAAAUACUAAUGCCCGCAACUCAUCUAAACAUCUUCAAAAAUCUUUAUUUUUUCAAUUAAAUGACUUAGUAACUAAACCUAUGAACUAAAAUAACUGGCAUUGACACUGUGUGACAGAGAGAUCACAUAUUUUACAGCCAGGUACAGCAGCCCUGCACAGGUGUAUGCAGUGGCAAUGCUAGGGGUUGAGGACUUUCGGGGGCUUUUUCGGGGUUUAGCCUGGACCUGUGCUGGGGCUUUGUGAGAUCCUCCCCUGGCAUUUUUAAAAAAAAUAAAUCUAUUUUUUUGCUUUUUACACACUCUGGCACCUUUUUUACAUUCACAGCACAAAAAAUAAAUAAAAAUCCCAGUGUAAAUCAAUUAAUUUUCAUUGUAAAAUAGAAAAUAGUCAGCAGGCCCCCCAGCACCCUAUCAAGCACCAGAUUUGGCCUGAAAGCUGUAAGUAGAGAUCACUGGUCUUACAAAAUACAAAUACUCACUGUACCAGAAGGAACUAAGUCUAAAAUCAAUAUUAAUUUCCUUUUCUUAACAUCUUAAACAUGUUUUAUGAGAAAUAAACAUGCAAUAAUUAUUCAUAUUUUAAUAAUUAGUUUUAACUUUUGUUGGUGUUUCAUACCAGAAUAUCAAAAAGGACAAAAUAGUUUUAAAAUAGUGUAUAGUCGUAAAUAAAUCAAAUUGAUACAGAGAUUUCUAACGUUUCAUGGAUUUCAUUGUAAUGCAUCUUAACUUGUAAACUAACUUAUUUGUCUUCUUUACAGCAUAGUCCUGAAACUUUGAUUAAUUAUGCAAUCUCUGCAUUUUUUUUAUCUUUUUAUUUUUUUGACAAUUGAUAAUUAAUAUGAGAGGUAUCUUCAUAGACCAUUUUUGGCUUCUAACCUGCACAAUGUUCAAACUUUUUAUUUUUCUUACUGUCUUUAUUUAUUUUAUUUUUAUUUUAUUUUUUUUGCCGGUCACCACUUUUCAGGAAUCCUCAUGAUAAGAUGGUACAAAAAAAUAAAUAAACAAAUAAUACUUUGAAAUUUGAGGAAAUUGUUUAUGUGUAAUUUGUCUGGUCUGUAUGGAAGCCCUGAGCAAGGUUAUUUUUAUUUUAUUUUGUUUUAUAUUAUUUUAUUUUAUCUUAUCUUUUACUUUAUCUAUCAAUUGUUUUGUUUUGUUUUGUUUUUUAUUAUUAUUAUUAUUAUUAUUAAUAUUA
Molecule: messenger RNA, 4644 nt
Organism: Epinephelus moara (kelp grouper)
Lineage: Eukaryota; Metazoa; Chordata; Actinopteri; Perciformes; Serranidae
Gene: ticam1
Product: TIR domain containing adaptor molecule 1
Exons: 2
Coding region: 349-2121 (590 amino acids)
Biological process (GO): positive regulation of myeloid dendritic cell cytokine production; response to exogenous dsRNA; TRIF-dependent toll-like receptor signaling pathway
Molecular function (GO): protein kinase binding
Source: RefSeq, a predicted model, not a curated record